AUGAACAGAGACCCACUCGUGGAACUGACGCCGCUGCGCCCUUCGAUGCGGCAUGAGGCCUCGCAAAGUACCUCGCACGCCGCGGCGGCGGCAGAUGAGGCCGGGUCGGAUGCAGCUGCGCCGCCGCCGCUGUCCGCGUCAUUUGCACGUCGCGAGGAUCUCUCGUACAUUUGGGGCACCGACAUUGCGGUGGAGACGUUCCGGGAUGAGUUUCAGCACUUCCUGGAGACGUUUGAGGUGCACGUUGACGGCGGCGGCGGCGGCUUGCGAGAAGGCUCGGGUACAGGCGUGAGUCCCGGUCUUGGUCACCGCGGCGUUGGCACCCGCAAAUAUUUCCUGCAGGAGCUUCUGCGUCUUAGACUGCAGAACCGCAGUGUCCUCGAGGUGGACAUGCAGCUGCUCGCCAGAGUGUGCCCGCGGUUGUGCCAGCAAGUUGUUUCUCACCCGAUGGAGUGUCUGCAGAUGAUGGGCAACGUCGCGGAGGACGUCUGCCAGCGCCUCGCCGCCGCCUUCGCCGAGGUGCCGUUGUCUGACGACUUUGUUCUGCGGGUGGCGCCGAAGAAUCUCCCGGGGACAGUCUCGCUGCGUGGGUUGGGGCCGCAGCACCUCGAGCAGCUCAUCGCCCUCCAGGGGAUGGUGGUGCGGGUGUCGAAAAUUAUUCCAGAGAUCCGGGUCGCGUUUUUUCAGUGCUGGCACUGCCAACACGUGCGCCGCAGCGUCGUGGAUCGCGGCCGCAUCUUUGAGCCCACCCGCUGCGAUCACUGCGGCAGGCACUACUCCUACCGGAUUCACCACAACCUUUCCCUCUUCGAGGACAAGCAGUUGGUGCGGCUGCAGGAGGCGCCGGAGCACCUGACAGACGGCGAAACGCCCGUCACCAUCUCCGUUGCGGUGUACGGCGACUCGGUGGACGUCGUGGUGCCGGGUGAUCGUGUCGUGGUGACGGGCAUCUACCGCGCCGCCCCUGUGCGCCUGAAUUCCAACACGCGCAUCAUACGCAGUAUCUUUGCCACGCACGUCGACGCCGUACACAUUGAGCAUCGCCGCGCGGGCCGAAAUUCGUGGAAAGCGCAGCAACCGCAACCGCAGCAGACGACGUCGUCUGGCGGCGACGAGGGGCAGUCGGAGAAUCCGGCUGAGGCCGCCCGCCGCGAUGUGUUCCGUCGCAUUGCCAGUCGUCCAGAUAUUUAUAGCAUUCUCCUCAACAGCUUUGCAAGGACCAUUUGGGGGCAUGAGGAGGUGAAGCGCGGGAUUCUCGCACAGCUCUUUGGUGGGACGCGGAAGGAGCUCAAGUCCGGCACCUUCCGUGCCGAGAUCAACGUGAUUUUGUGUGGAGACCCGGGCGUGGCAAAAUCCCAGCUCCUCUCGCAGGUGCACGAAAUUGCCCCACGUGGUGUUUACACCUCGGGCAAGGGCAGCAGCAGCGUUGGGCUUACGGCCUUCGUUGUGCAGAACCAGGAGACGGGGGAGUUGGUGCUUGAGCCGGGCGCCCUCGUGCUCUCCGACCGCGGGCUGUGCUGCAUCGAUGAGUUUGACAAGAUGAACGAGGCCACGCGGUCCGUGCUGCACGAGGUGAUGGAGCAGCAGACCCUCUCCAUCGCAAAGGCAGGCAUCAUUGCGCAGCUCAACGCCCGCACUUCGGUGUUGGCCGCCGCAAACCCGAAGGAGUCGCAGUGGAACGUGAACUUGAAUGUGGUGGAAAACCUGCAGAUCGAACCCACGCUCUUGUCACGUUUUGACCUGAUUUUUCUUCUGUUGGACCGGCACGACCCGACGGAGGACAGACGGCUGGCUUCACACGUCCUCGCGCUCUUCAUGGAGCCCGAUGCGGGGUCCCGCCGCGGCGCGAACACCGCCACGGCGUCCGGCAGUAAUAAUGGCCUUCACCACAACAUGAGGAGUGCUGCGGCGCCGAGCGGCGGCAAUGACCCGGUUAACGAGGCGGAGGAGGAGGAGGAGGCGGCGGCGGAAACAGGCGAAAACGGCAAUGCACCGCCGCGCGGAUUACCCAUGGGGACGGCGGCGACGGUGUUGGAGCACGAGGGUGAGGUGUUUCUUGAGGGAACCGAGGACGCCCCGUACAUGCCCCCGCGUGUUCUCUCGCAGUACAUUGCGCUUGCGCGGGAGACGGUGCACCCGCGGCUCACUGAGGCCUCACACAAGCAGCUGGCGGCGUCGUACGUGGAGAUGCGCCGCGCGCGCGGCGGCAGCCGCACGGUGUCUGCCACGCUACGGCAGCUGGAGUCCAUGAUUCGACUGGCGGAGGCGCGGUGUAAGAUGCGGUUUGGCGCGGAGGUGACUGUGGAAGACGUCAAGGACGCAAAGUGGCUGAUUAGCGCCGCGCUGAAGGAGGCAGCGACCGACCCUCAGACCGGCCUGAUCAACUUGGACAUGUUCAGCGCACCCGACCCGACGCGGCAGACGGUUGAGGGCAGUAUGCUGCGCUUGGAGCACGUCAUUGAUAGACGCUACCUCGCGGCGGGCCGCACCUCCGCGACGGUGAACGAGCUGCGACAGGCGCUUAACGAGUCCCUUGGCGGCGGGAUACGGCCGCUCGCCAUUGCGCAGUUCAUGGAGCUUCUGGCACUGAUGGCAGGAGGCGAGCACGUGAAGUCCUUCACUGCCACCUCAGUGACCUUUGCUGACAAGGGCCCCUCGUGA
Messenger RNA from Trypanosoma conorhini, 2661 nucleotides. RefSeq names its product putative minchromosome maintenance (MCM) complex subunit. Gene Ontology annotation, biological process: DNA strand elongation involved in DNA replication; mitotic DNA replication initiation; double-strand break repair via break-induced replication. Gene Ontology annotation, molecular function: ATP binding; single-stranded DNA helicase activity; single-stranded DNA binding. Gene Ontology annotation, cellular component: nucleus; MCM complex. Bases 1 to 2661 code for a protein of 886 amino acids. Lineage: Eukaryota; Euglenozoa; Kinetoplastea; Trypanosomatida; Trypanosomatidae. The transcript has a single exon. The record is from RefSeq and is a predicted model, not a curated record.